AUGUCCCAACUCGACACCUUCGUCGAGCAAGUCAAGCCCACCGUGGCCGCGCUCGCCGCCACCUUUCCCGACGACCACUACCUCGUCAAGAUCCUCUGCCCCCGCAAGCGCACAAUGGAAGAGAAGAUCGAGAUUCACCGCAACUACCUCAGACGCGAGCUCAACGAGCGCACCAAGCAGGCGUCGUGGAAUGACGACGUUGCCAAGCUCACCCACGCCAUGGCCAAUCUCCACCUCGGUGCUUCUGAGGCUCAGGCUGAGCCAGAGCCAGUGAAGUGUGCGACCUGCAAGUCGAUCGUUUCGGCGCCCGAGGCGACCAAGACCCGCGCGUCGCGUGGCGGACCUGUGGCCGAGACUUCGCCCACGCAAGAGAGCCAGCAGCUUUCCACCGAGGACACCAAGCAGGCCGACGCUAGCGUCGCCCACCUUAGCACGCUCUCUCCUGAAGUGAUCUCUGACAUUGUCAACACCGCCUCGCCCAACGUAUCUGUCGCUCCCAUUGCCAUGACGUCGUCGGCAGGAGCCGAGCAGAGGUCGGCGAUCUCCGACGCCACCUCCACCACUGCAGUCAUUGAGACCGUUCCGGCUCUCUCUCCGUCUGCAGCCGAUACAAAGCCCUCUUCGCAGGGUACCGUCGGCACGGAGCACUCUUUGGAAACCCCUCGCUCCCUCAACCUUGGUUCUGAUCUCGUCCCUGCUCCUGCGGCGGCCACACCUGGCGCUCAUUCGAAGCCUGCCCCGACUGGGACUCCUUCGCCCCCUGUCCCCCAAGUCCCCUGGGUCCAGUCGGAGAUCCGUGAGCGGCAUUGGACCCAGCGCUCUGCAUUCUUUAAGAAAGACUACGAUGAUGAUGACACAUCAUCAACCCCGCUCUCGUCCUCACCGUCGUCGUCGUCACUGGUCACCGUCCCUUCCGCCAACUCCACGCCUGCCGAGCUCGGCACGAGCGAGAGGCUUCCCGAGGUGAACACGCUCCAGACCACCUCCUCAUCCAACCUUCAAGAUGCUCUUUCUGCUGAAAUCACCCCGUCCUCGGCCCCCACCAGCAUUGUGCAGAUCGAGGAGGCAGCUGCCAACGAUGAGUCGCCGGCUGUUCGCCCCAACAGUGAACAGACCGAUGAUGCUGGGCAAGAGGUUUCGGCUUCUCCAGCACCGUCGGACCAGCCUGCCGAGGCCGAGGCAGCCUCGCCUCCCUCAACCAGUGUCGAGCCAGUAACGUGCCCGGCCACCUCAUCGGCAACCGGCACCUCGGCGGCGGACCCUAACUCAAGCACUCCACCAAACGCCUCCGAGUCGCUGCUCCAGUCGAAGAGUGAGAGCGCCGCUAUGGUCGCCACUUCAGCACCUGGCUCGCCUGGUAUCCCGGUAUCUUUGACCAACGACACGGCUCAAUCUCAAGCCCCCAAGCGGAAGGUGACCAAGGCUGCACGUGGCCUACGCAGGCCAGCGCCACUGCGCAGCGCCAUCUCCAGCACCUCCAGCGCAAGCUCGCCCUCGCCGCUCGACAGCGACUCGACCUCGGGCCCUGCAGACACUGCCGUCAUCACUCCCUUCAGUGAACCCAUGCCCCUCCCCCAGAGUUCUGACGUUUCCGACAAGAGUGGUUCAGCUGCUAUUGCGACCAUGAAGCCCUUCGUUCUCGGCCUCUCGCUGGUCACCACACCCACACCCGCAAUCGAAGCCACCGCGCCAUCGACAAACCCCAAGGCUGGACCUGCCCUUGUCAAGGAGGAGCCUAUGGCGACUUCGCCUGGCGACAUCCCCUCUGCGACAACCGCCCCUAACGCGGCCGUCGAGGGGUCUCAGGAUUGUCCUCCUCGUCUCUCCGACGAUGCCCCAACUCUGAGCAACUCGGACCACAUUUAUGCGCGUCUAUUCUUCAAGAAGGUGGAGCUGAGCAACGCUCAAUGGCAAGCCUUGCAUUAUGAAUUGCGCAUGCCGGGUGACAACCCCACGCCGCCCUCGGUCGAGAACGGGAGCUGGGCUGCCAAGUACGUGGAUGACAAGAUGGGAAAACUCUCUCCAAAGAAGCUGUGGGCAAUGGCCUUCUUUGUUAAAGAAGUGAGCGGUCUGAUGUGUCACAGAGGGCGUUGA
Vanrija pseudolonga is the source of this 2094-nucleotide messenger RNA. RefSeq lists its product as uncharacterized. NCBI's taxonomy places the organism in Eukaryota, Fungi, Basidiomycota, Tremellomycetes, Trichosporonales, Trichosporonaceae. Bases 1 to 2094 code for a protein of 697 amino acids. The transcript is spliced from 5 exons. The record is from RefSeq and is a predicted model, not a curated record.